Messenger RNA from Argiope bruennichi, 5035 nucleotides. Its product is annotated as leukocyte elastase inhibitor-like. NCBI's taxonomy places the organism in Eukaryota, Metazoa, Arthropoda, Arachnida, Araneae, Araneidae. The transcript has 2 exons. The record is from RefSeq and is a predicted model, not a curated record. Gene Ontology annotation, molecular function: serine-type endopeptidase inhibitor activity. Bases 91 to 1251 code for a protein of 386 amino acids.
CCCUUCAUCCACACACGCAUGCUAUCUCAACAGAACUUCCGCUUAAUAUAAGAUUCAUAUCAGACAGAAACUCCUACCUUUACAGUAUUGAUGAUAAUGGCUUCUAAGGAUUCUGGUAAAGAAGCUUCGUCUCUCGACAUAGCAGAGGCCAACAAUUACUUAGCUCUAAAUUUGUACAAAUUGCUGUCGGAAGACAAAGGAAAUGUUUUUGUUUCACCUUUCAGCUUGUCUGCUGCUUUCGCUAUGUUGUUUCAUGGAGCAGAAAAAGAAACCGCCGAGGAGAUGAGAAAUGCUCUUGGCUAUAAAACUGCAAACAUCAAAGACCAGGAACUGAAAUCGUCUUACAAGAAAUUAUUAGACGAAAUAGAGAAAAGUUCUGAUGCUUACACCUUAACCACCGCUAAUUCUGUAGUAAUCCAAAAAAAGUUUCCUGUUCGGGAAAAAUAUAAAUCGCUUCUGAAUGAUUUUUUCAAAGCUUAUUUAUGGGAAGUCGAUUUUGUGCGCGAAAAUGAAAAAUCAGUUCAAUUGAUUAAUGAAUGGGUUGGGGAAAAAACACAGAAGAUGAUACCAAAGCUCCUGGAAAAAUUGGAUCCUGCCACUGUUAUGGUUCUUCUUAAUGCCGUGUAUUUCAAAGGGUUUUGGCUGAAUCAAUUUGAGAAGAAGAAAACCCGUCUUGAGAAAUUCAACAUUAGAGGGGAGAAAAAGAAAAGCAAGAAGGUGGAAAUGAUGCAUAUUAACGAAAGAUUUUCUAUUGCCCAAAAAGAAUCGUACAAAGUGUUAGAACUGCCUUAUAAAGGAGGAGAUAUUUCCAUGCUAAUUUUACUGCCUAAUUUGAUAAAUGGUUUGAAGGACUUGGAAAAUUCUUUGACCUGUGAUUUCCUUCGAGAUCUGAAAGAGAACAUGUGGACGACAAAAGUGAAUGUAGCUCUGCCAAAAUUUAAAAUUGAUUAUUCGAAAUCGCUGAUAGGUCCAUUUCAUGAAUUGGGAGUGAGAAGGCUGUUCUGUUCCGGUGCUCAACUCGGUGGCCUCAGCAAACAAUGUGCUGGCCUGUGCGCUUCGGACGUCAUCCACCAGGCUGUUAUUGAAGUAAACGAAGAAGGCAGCGAAGCGGCCGCUGCAACAGCAAUUCCUAUUGCAGUCCGGUGCUAUGUGCCUAUAAUGGAAUUUAUCGCUGAUCAUCCAUUUAUGUUUAUAAUUUAUAAUUCUAAAAAUAAUAUGAUAUUUUUUAUAGGUCGAGUGGAGGAACUGUAAAUUAUAUGUAUCGUAAUUUUAAAAAAAUAAUUUUCUUAAAAUGAUAUGAAAAAAAUCUUUGAUAUCAAAUUUAAAGAUUCAUUUACAGCUCUAAUGUGCUGAAUUUUUUAAGAAAAUUUUUUAUAGUGACUACGGUAUCAACUCGUAAUCAACAUGAUUCAUUUCAAAAUUUUCUCGCUUGUUUAAUUUUGGAAUGGAUGUGAAUUUUGUGGGAGAUGAUCCGAUUUCACAACACAUCUUGAGAAAAAUUACAAUUAGAUGGCAUUCAAGUUACACUUGACUAUUGAGCUGUCAGGUGAAGUGAUUCCUUUAUGAAUGUACGAAUUAUGAAUAAGAUGUUUUUUUUUUCCUUCAUUAACGAAAUCAAAAAUAUAUUUUGAUUUGAAUUAUAUUUUGAUUAAAUGGUUUCUAUGUUCUAACAGAAUUUUUAUCUAUAUCUAUAUCUAUAUAUUUAUACUUAUAAUAAAGAUGAAUGUGUGUGUGUUGUAUUGGCGGUGUACGAUCCAGACCAUUUGACCUACAACUACCAAAUUUAGCACAUGUAUACUUUGGAAAGGGAUACAUAGGGGGGAUUUUUUAAAAUUUUUAAUUAAAUAUUUUAAUUAAAAGUUAAACGAAAUUGUGGCGUUUUCCCGCUAUAACUUUCGAAAAUAUUUCCGCAAAUUGAUUUUUACAUCAUAUUAAAUUUCAAAAAAUAAUAUUUUCAAUGAUACUAAUGUUUUAACCUAUUUUUAAUGAAUUUGUAAAAAUAAUUUAAUAUUUUUCAAUAAUUUAUUUCGCACAAAAUAAAAAUAAAAGUUCAGUUGCAGUAAUUGGAAAAAAUUACUUUUAUCAACGUAUUGCUAUUGCAUUAACAAAAGAUCAAAUUUCAAAAUAAGUUAACUGUUAUUACAAAUUAAUCAUAUAAAGGUAUAAUUUUCGAUUCGUGUAUGUAUGAAAUAUGAUAUUUUCUAAAAUGUAAAUGCAAGGGUAAGUUUUCUAUGAUCUUUUACAAUACCUAUAUCACUAAUUUAGUAAAACAGUUUUAUUUAAGGCUAUUAUUGUUUAAUAUAACAAGAUAUCCACUGUAAUCAGGGCCCAACAGCUAAUAUGUAAACCUUUAGUAAUAGACAUACAUCUGCUAUAAAAAUUAUCUAAAUGAGUUAAAAAAAUAAUAUUUUAUGUAACUUUAGUCAGUAAAUGUUCUGAUGUAUGAUGGAAUUUAAAUUUUUACAUAUAUAUCCUUUGCCCUUUGAAUCAUAUUUAACAAAAUAUUCUUGAGGAGCUAAUACUUUAAAUAAAAAGAGUUAUGCACUCCAGUCAAAUAAAUAAAUCACUAAAACUGACAGAUUUAUGCAAAUUUGAAUAUCAUUAUUCUAUAGAAACGGAAUUUAGACCACUUCAUUGACCAUCUCAAAGAACAUAGCCACUCAUCUCCCAGGGUUUCUCAAGAGUGAUUGUAGUAAAAUUAUAAAAUGCUGAUUGUACUAAAAUUGUAAUAUUCGAAACUUAAUAAACUGGUCGGAAUUGACAGCCGAAGAUAGAAACGUUUAUUUAUUUAAAAGUUGGAGUUUACAUGAACAUUUUGCGGAAUGUGAUUCCUUAGGACCAAACGACUUCUAAAAUUUAAACUUCAUAUUUUUUUGAAGUAUAUUUAUGGACCCAAAAAAAUUAUUAUUGGUAUCAUUUAAAUUCUUUUGAAUAUGGAAUUAAAAACUGAUUUUUUUUUUUAUUAUAUCCGUAAAAUUUUUGUCCGUGUAUAAUUUUUUUAAUUUUUUAUUAUAAAUUAUGAAAAUUACUCUGUAGUUCACAUAAGAUUCCAAUGCCGAACGACUCCGCUUUCUGUUCUCAUGUUAAAAAAAGACAUGCUUGGUUUCAGUAAAAAUAAUGUCUGAAAUUAAUUGCAGUUUAAUUAUUUCCACUUUAAUUUAAAAUUGAAUUUUACGAGUGCUGAUAGAAUAUUAGAGAGAGAUGCGUAGUACAAUGAACAGGAAUGACUUAAGGCCUACAUAAUAGUAUAAGUGAAUUAUAUGACUAUCGAAAUUUGAAACUCAAAAAUAUUUUGCUGAAAACCUGUAUGAGACCAAAUUACAUAAAUAUUAUUUGAACAUUUUAGCGAGUAUUGAUACUUUUCGCCAAAGACAGCUAGUAAAGAAUAAAGAGAAUUUCUAUGUGCAAAUAAGGUUUUUUUAUUUAUUUUUUUUAUUUUCACGUUUUUUUUAAUUACUGCUUAUUAUUAAAACAACAUUAGAUCUUGGAAAGCUAUUUUCUCAAUUUUUUAUCUUUUGCGGAAUUUUCUUGCGAAAAGCGUUUUAAAUUAAAAUCUAAUGCAUAUUUUUUUGCUCAAAUUUGAUGUAAUAUUUUUUCUCAAGAUGUUCUGCAGUUCCUAAACUACAGAAUAAGUGAUGUAUUCAUUUAGAAAUAUCCUAUAGUGGUUUUAUUUCUUCACAAUGAAAAAAAAAUGAGCAUUUUAUUUCAUUUAUCAGUCUACUUCAAUAUUUAAAGAGUGGAAGGAAAUGCAACUUAAUUUUCAGUUCUGGAACUGGCUAAUAUGUUUCAUAAGCUCUCUUCAAAAUUGUAAGAAAAUAAUUAAAUAAAAUUUUAAACAAGAAGUGUUUUAGAUCAUACCUCUUUUUAACCGAAAAAAAGGCCCCUUUUUUUCCAGAUUUUAAAAAACUUAUGUCAUGUAACUGGUAUAUUUUAAUUCCAUAAAUGUGUUUUUUUUAAUCAUUUUUUUUUUUUUUUUGCAAAAAGUUUUUUAAAAAAUUAUUAUUUUAGAUAGUUUUUCCAAAAAUUCAUCUCGAACGUUAUCACAUACCAAAAGAGAUUUUUUAUUUUUUCAAUAGCCGCCUUUGGCGAUCAAUUCAUCCACCGGGGUUAAUGUUUGUAUUUGAUUUUUCAAUAAAAUUGCUUGGACAUAGCUACGUUCCAUGAUAACUUCAUAUCCGUGGAUCAUGCAUUCAAGCUGUAUUCUUUUAAUUGCCUUGCAUAUGUUCCGUUCAUUGUGUACAUUAACCCUUCUACUGUAGACCAAUAUCUCAAACUUCAUAACUCUUCAGAAACAUAAAUGUUUGAUCCGUCUGUCUUCUAACUUCUGCGGUUUUGUUGUUUCACUUUUUUUAUUCGUCGCGUAAGCAACAAAGAUAUUAAAGAGAAUCUUUUCUCUGUAAUUUUCAGCAGUGGGAUAAAAUCUAUUGCCCACUGGCUAUUAAACAUUUGAUGAAACAAUUAAAACGAUUUAUAUUUCAGAAAAACGAUAUAAGAUUUUCUAAAUAAUAAGGUAAGAAACAUUUUUUAAAAAAGUGUAAACUCAAGAAAAUUUUGCAUGACUAUUGCAAAUUACAAAUUCAUUUUUUUUAACGGUGUGAAAUUAAUUUUGUGCGAUAUUAAUUUGGAAAGUAAUUGUCGAAAAACUUCAAAAUUUCGCUUUUUAAUUAAUUAAUGUCAUAAAUAAUUUUUUUAAAAAAUCACUCUGAAGUGCAAAUUUUUAGCAUGCAAGGCAUCUAUGCCAAAUUUGAUAGCGUAGUUCAAACUAUCUGGCUUAUAGAGCGCCAAUACACACACACGCACGUACACAUUCUUUUUUGUUACUAGUUGCUUUGCCAAUUUUUUAAUUGACAUUCUUCUAAUUUGCAAGGCAAUGCUUUUUGAAAUCUUGAAAUUGCAAUACAAGAAUGUAGAAUAAAGCCUUUUUCAAAUGUAAAAUACCAAACUUUUCUUUGUCAGAUUAUAUUUUUGUAUGUGAAUAUGUACUGAAAAUAUUCGAUUCUUAAUAAAAAAAAUGUCACCAUUUUGAAUAUUAUCU